AUGUCGCGGGACGACGAGGGGAGCACCGCGGGGAUGGUGCCGCACGGCGCCGGGGACGCGCCGGCGGUGUUGCUCCACGGCAGCCUGGACAUCUGGAUCCACGAGGCGCGCAACCUCCCCAACAAGGACAUCCUCUCCAAGACCAUGAGCGACCUCCUACGCAAGAAGUCCUCGUCAUCCGACGCCAUGACCAGCGACCCCUACGUCACCGUGCAGGUCGCAUCCUCCGUCGUCGCCCGCACCUUCGUCAUCCCCGACAACGAGAACCCCGUCUGGGCGCAGCACUUCCUCGUGCCCGUCGCGCAUGAGGCCGCCGCCGUCAUGUUCGUCGUCAAGGACAGCGACGUCUUCGGCGCGGAGCUCAUCGGCGCCGUCGCCAUCCGCGCCGACCAGCUCGAGGCCGGGGACAGGGUCGAGGGCGUGUACCCGGUCCUCGAGCACAACGGCAAGCAGUGCGCGCCCGGCGCGGUACUGCGGCUAUCGGUGAAGUACGUCCCCGUGGCCAGGCUCACAAUGUACCACCACGGCGUCACCCCAGGCCCAGACUUCCCCGGCGUGCCCAACACGUACUUCCAGCUGCGCCGCGGCGGGAGGGUCACGCUGUACCAAGACGCGCACGUGCCCGACGGGUGCCUGCCGGAGAUCACGCUGGGAAAUGGCGCCGGCUACCGGCACGGGCAGUGCUGGCGCGACGUCUACGACGCGAUAUCGCAGGCGAGGAAGCUGAUCUACAUCACCGGGUGGUCGGUGUUCCACACGAUCCACCUGGUGCGCGACGGCGGCGGCGACAAGGCGCUGGGCGAUCUGCUCAAGAGGAAAUCGCAGGAGGGGGUAAGGGUGCUGCUGCUCGUGUGGGACGAUCCCACUUCCAGGAACGUCCUAGGCAUGAAAAUGGAAGGUUACAUGGGCACACGGGAUGAGGAGACCCGUCGAUUUUUCAAACAUUCUUCAGUUCAUAUACUGCUUUGCCCACGGUCUGCUGGGAAAAGGCACAGCUGGGUGAAGCAACAGGAAACAGGAACUAUUUUUACUCAUCAUCAGAAAACAGUGAUUGUGGAUGCUGAUGCCGGGAACCAUAGAAGGAAGAUUGUUGCUUUUGUCGGAGGCCUUGAUUUGUGCGGUGGGCGAUAUGAUACACCAAGACAUGCUUUGUUUCGGACUCUUCAGACAUUGCACAAGGAGGACUAUUAUAACCCAAACUUUGCAAUUGUUGAUGCCCGUGGCCCGAGGGAGCCAUGGCAUGAUCUGCAUUCCAAAAUUGAUGGUCCAGCAGCAUAUGAUGUCCUGAAAAACUUUGAGGAGCGAUGGUUAAAGGCAUCAAAGCGCAGCGGGUCUAAGAAGUUGUCGAAAUCACACAAUGAUACAUUGCUCUGGAUUGAAAAAAUACCUGAUAUUGCAGCUAUUGACGAUGAAAUCUAUUCAAAUGACAAUGAUACAGAGAGAUGGGAUGUUCAGAUUUUCCGAUCGAUCGAUUCAAACUCUGUCAAGGGUUUUCCAAAAGAUCCACGCGAAGCCACUAGUAAGAAUCUUGUUUGUGGGAAAAAUGUACUGAUAGAUAUGAGCGUGCAUACAGCUUAUGUGAAUGCCAUCCGAGCUGCGCAACACUUCAUCUACAUUGAGAACCAGUAUUUCCUUGGUUCUUCAUUUAAUUGGGACUCACAUAAAGAAGUUGGUGCUAAUAAUUUAAUACCGAUUGAGAUAGCCCUUAAAAUUGCAAACAAGAUCUAUACGAACGAGAGAUUUUCAGUGUACAUAGUAAUUCCAAUGUGGCCUGAAGGUAAUCCUACGGGUGCUCCUACACAGAGAAUUCUUUACUGGCAGAAAAAGACAAUGCAAAUGAUGUAUGAGAUAAUUUAUAAGGCAUUGAAAGAAGUAGGACUAGAAAAUACAUAUGAGCCGCAGGAUUACCUGAACUUCUUCUGCCUUGGCAAUCGUGAAUCUGAUGACGCUCCUAGCACUUCCAGUGGAUCAUUCUCAGACAGCAACCCUCAGGACCAAGCCCGGAAAAGCAGGAGAUUCAUGGUGUAUGUGCACUCAAAAGGCAUGAUUGUGGAUGAUGAGUACGUGAUCAUUGGGUCGGCUAAUAUCAACCAGAGGUCCAUGGAAGGAACUAGAGAUACAGAGAUUGCAAUGGCGGCAUACCAACCUCAGCACACAUGGGCAAAUACGCUUUCUGCUCCUCGCGGACAGAUUUUCGGCUACAGGAUGUCACUGUGGGCCGAGCACAUCGGAGCCGUGGAGGAGAGCUUCACCCGUCCGGAGAGCCUGGAGUGCGUGAGGCAGGUCCGCCGCAUCGGGGAGCGGAACUGGGAGCAGUUCGUCUCCAGCGAGGUGACCGAGAUGAGGGGCCAUCUGCUCAAGUACCCCGUCAGUGUGGACCGCAGGGGCAAGGUGAAACCAAUGCUUGAGUCCGCCGCGUUUCCGGACCUCGGCGGGAGCAUCUGCGGGUCGUUCCUGCACAUCCAAGAAAACCUCACGAUAUGA
Molecule: messenger RNA, 2484 nt
Organism: Phragmites australis (common reed)
Lineage: Eukaryota; Viridiplantae; Streptophyta; Magnoliopsida; Poales; Poaceae
Product: phospholipase D beta 1-like
Exons: 10
Coding region: 1-2484 (827 amino acids)
Biological process (GO): phospholipid catabolic process; phosphatidylcholine metabolic process
Cellular component (GO): plasma membrane
Molecular function (GO): D-type glycerophospholipase activity; calcium ion binding
Source: RefSeq, a predicted model, not a curated record